AUGGUCAACCGCACUAUGUUCUUUGACAUUACCAUGGAUGGCGGACCCUUGGGCUGUGUCUCCUUCAAUGUGUUUGCGCAAUUUCCAAAGACAGCAGAAAAUUUUCAUGCUCUGAGCACUGGUGAGAAAGGAUUUGGUUAUAAAGGUUCUUGCUUUCAUAGGAUUAUUUGGGGAUUUCUGUGCCAGGAUGGUGACUUCACAUGCCACAAUGGCACCGGUGGCAAGUCAAUCUGUGGGGAGAAAUUGGAUAAGAGGAAUUUCAUCCUGAAGCACAUGGGUCCUGGCAUCUUGUCUAUGGCAAAUGCUGGACCCAACACAAACUGUUCCCACUUUUUCAUCUGCACUGCCAAGACUGAGUGGUUGGAUGGCAAGCAUGUGGUCUUUGACAAGGUGAAAGAGGGCAAGAAUAUUGUGGAAGCCAUGGAGCACUUUGGGGCCAAGAAUGGCAAGACCAGCAAGAUCACCAUUGCUGACUGUGAACAAAUCUAA
Molecule: messenger RNA, 489 nt
Organism: Lynx canadensis (Canada lynx)
Lineage: Eukaryota; Metazoa; Chordata; Mammalia; Carnivora; Felidae
Product: peptidyl-prolyl cis-trans isomerase A-like
Biological process (GO): protein peptidyl-prolyl isomerization
Molecular function (GO): peptidyl-prolyl cis-trans isomerase activity
Source: RefSeq, a predicted model, not a curated record